Nymphaea colorata (pocket water lily) is the source of this 1412-nucleotide messenger RNA. Its product is annotated as UDP-glucuronic acid decarboxylase 5. The transcript is spliced from 13 exons. The record is from RefSeq and is a predicted model, not a curated record. Gene Ontology annotation, molecular function: UDP-glucuronate decarboxylase activity; NAD+ binding. The coding region runs from base 163 to 1209 and encodes 348 amino acids. Gene Ontology annotation, biological process: D-xylose metabolic process. Gene Ontology annotation, cellular component: cytoplasm. NCBI's taxonomy places the organism in Eukaryota, Viridiplantae, Streptophyta, Magnoliopsida, Nymphaeales, Nymphaeaceae.
UUCCUCUUGCUUGAAUCCAAAGAUAUUGGGCUCUGCUUUAGUUGGCAGACUUUUCUGCUUUGUAUUGGUAUUUAGUUUCUCCUCAGUGUGCUCGAAUUUCGUGAAGCUUCAGCUCUCGAUUUGGGUUCGCUUUGGUUCUUUCAUUCGUGUUGACUUUUAGCGAUGGCCAGUUCCAAUGGUGCAAAUAACCAUGCGUCGCAUCAAACAUCUCCAAAGCCGCCUCCGAUGCCGUCGCCGCUGCGUAGUUCCAAAUUUUGCCAGCCAAAAUUGCGGAUAUUGGUGACUGGUGGAGCUGGAUUUAUCGGUUCACAUUUGGUGGACAAACUUAUGGAAAAUGAUAACAAUGAAGUGAUUGUUGCUGAUAAUUUUUUCACUGGCUCAAAGGACAACCUCAGAAAAUGGAUUGGCCAUCCAAAUUUUGAGCUUAUUCGACAUGAUGUAACAGAACCUUUGUUGGUAGAAGUUGAUCAAAUUUACCAUCUUGCUUGCCCAGCCUCUCCAAUUUUUUACAAAUACAACCCUGUGAAGACCAUAAAGACAAAUGUGAUUGGCACACUGAAUAUGUUAGGACUUGCCAAGCGGGUUGGUGCAAGGAUUUUGCUAACAUCAACUUCAGAAGUAUAUGGUGAUCCUCUUGAGCAUCCUCAAAAGGAAGAAUAUUGGGGCAAUGUCAACCCAAUUGGUGUUAGAAGCUGCUAUGAUGAGGGAAAACGUGUUGCUGAGACUCUGAUGUUUGACUAUCAUAGGCAACAUGGCAUUGAAAUUCGUAUUGCUAGAAUUUUCAACACCUAUGGCCCACGGAUGAACAUUGAUGACGGACGUGUUGUUAGCAAUUUUAUUGCACAAGCACUCAGGGGUGAGCCAUUAACCGUUCAAUCUCCUGGAACACAGACACGAAGCUUUUGUUAUGUGUCAGACAUGGUUGAUGGGCUUAUUCGACUCAUGGAAGGAGAACAUACUGGACCUAUCAACCUUGGGAAUCCUGGUGAGUUCACCAUGCUGGAGCUUGCUGAAACUGUGAAGGAGCUUAUUAGUCCGUCGGUGCCGUUGAAGAUUGUGGAGAACACUCCAGAUGAUCCUCGUCAAAGAAAGCCUGACAUCACAAAGGCAACAACCUUGCUAGGUUGGGAGCCCAAGAUUGUACUGCGUGAAGGCCUUCCGCUCAUGGAAGAAGAUUUCAGGCUGCGACUCUCAGUCCCAAGGAAGUGAUGGCUGAAUUUGUCCCAUAUAGUUCAGAGUUUUUGGGAGUGCGAUGGCGCUGGAAGUUAAUUUUUUUGGAGAGAUGCAAUAUUCCUUCGUAUAUCAUGGAUUUACCACCAUAUCUUGGUAAACUGUGUUUGCAAUUUUGGUAUAUGGAAUAAUUGAUUAUUCAUUUUCCUUCUCUUCAAUAUAUGAGAAUGCAUGUUUAUGUA